Molecule: messenger RNA, 1024 nt
Organism: Ornithodoros turicata
Lineage: Eukaryota; Metazoa; Arthropoda; Arachnida; Ixodida; Argasidae
Exons: 11
Coding region: 239-1024 (261 amino acids)
Source: RefSeq, a predicted model, not a curated record
ACAGCACUCGUUUUUUAGUACACUCGUACUAAUACAUUUGCGUUCGUGGUUUGAUAGCGGCGAAGAAUUUUAAUGUUGUUCACACUCAUCGCCGUGGCGGCGUCGCGAUCGCUGCUUUCCGCUGCAGGAAUCCCCAAUCGUAUCCAAAGCAAGUCUGUAUUCCUGCAACUUGCGAUACCGAGCUGCCGGCGUCUCGGUUUGAAACGUAAAACCACCGGUAAAACACUCAUCGUGAAUCAUGAAGCCGGCAAACACUUUGUACGCGAUCGUACACUUUCUGGACCGUGGAGAGGUGGACAUUGUGCCUUGUGCGUGGCUCUGUGGCGACAUGUGUACAUGGCCGUCACUCCCAACGCGAACCGUCGAGAAAAUGAUCAAAAAGGGAGUGCCACCUGGGGACAACUGUACCGAGAUACCUGUUAGUGUGAAGGGCGUGUUUGUGGGCUGGAAUGCAGCCAGGAAGAUGCUGCCCCGCGCAGUGGACAACUCUGACUUAAAUGAUGCAGAUGAGUUGCCUGCGAAACGUGUGAGGCGUCCCAAAGUUAUUGACAGUGACGAUGAUUUCCCCCCUGUGCCUUGCACCUUUCAAUCACAAAGCAGGACAGGUCGAGGGACAAGUGCCGGUGUCUCCGGAGACACAGACAGACAGCAGCUUGAAGGGGGUGAACCUUUGACUACGCAUGCUACCAGCAACUGCGGCGACGAGAGUAGCAACAUCCCACCGCCUGUGUCACUCAACCAUCGUACUAGGGAUAUCCGGAUUGUAGAUGUGGCUUCAGAACCUUCCCCCCCUCCCUCCAGCAGUUGGUCACAGUAUUCUGCCACUGCUGUCAACUCCGCACCUGUUUCUGCAAGUCAAUCCAGGUCGUCCUCAUGCUGCAGCGACACAGUGCCUUUGCCUGGAGAGCACCAACAGUGUCGCCCCUUCAGUACACGUGAUUCACUACGCGAAGAUAGGCAAUGUAGCCCCCUGGCUCCAUCACGCAGCUUGAUGCGUGCGGCUGAACUCAACAAAGGUAGCUAG